ACUCCCUGAGCAAUGAAUGCGCAUGCCCGGCAAAAAACUCCAUUAUUUUUUUUUUUGCUCGGAAUCUGUAAGGAAAAAAACAGUGGGAAACUGUGAAUUUGAGAUUACAUGGGUCGUAAUGGUUGGCGGAAUACAUGUGAAUGCUAGACGGUUUAGCAGAGCAGAGACCAAAGCAACGGCUGGAUAACUGUGCACCGGGAGCGGGACAUCCAUGAGUCUUGUUGGGACACUCCAGAAUCAAGUAAAUUUCAGUCAGUUAGCUCUACUAGCCUAGCUGAUAGCGUUAGCCCCGAGAUCCCAGGCGCAGUAAAAAGAAGCGUUAUUGCCCUUUGUUUUUAAAUCGGACUGGCAGACGUUGCGUGAACGCUCAGAGCUGAUUGCUCGCGCUAAUCCGUGGUUUAAAUGGUGGAAUCAUUUCUUUUACGGUUAUUUAUUAAAGCAUCAAGCGUUUUCAAAACAUUCUCCGGCUAGUCCAUUAGCUUGCCAGCUAACUCUUGAUUCUCCCGCGAGCCAGGAAAGCGAAGACUCCAAAACUUCGCCAACACAGAGAGCUUGACGCAGAGAAAGGUUGAUAGGUCCUGCUAACAUUGACGUUAGCUAACGACCACCAAGAAGCUCACCAUCUUCAUCUCAGACCCUAGUCUGAUGUGAAGUGAACAAAUAAAUCUGUAGGAGUCAUCCUCUAAGUUGAGGAUCUGCCUCACAGCUGAGGAGAGUCCAAGUGUUUGGACAUCGACUCAGGUUUUACUGGCAGUCUGUGUGCUUCUCACCCACCAGCAUGUACAUUGGACAGUGGAUACCUUAGCCAAAACUGAUCCUGGCUUCCCAAAGAUGACAAGGUGCUGGCAGGUAGUAACUACAAAAUGAUGGGAGGCAGUGAGACUGUAAAUGGGGACAAGGAUGGGGUCCACAGCACUGCAAUACAUGUCCCCAUCGGCUGGCAGAGGAGAGUGGAGGGUGGGCAGGUGAUCUAUGUCAGUCCCAGUGGCACUGCUCUGUCCUGUCUGGAUGAGGUCAAGACCUAUCUGUUGAGUGAUGGCACCUGCAAAUGUGGUCUUGAGUGUCCACUCAUAAUCCAUAAGGUUUUCAACUUCACUGUGGGAGUGAAGGUGGAGCAGCACAGCCAGCCAGUAGGCAAAGCAGAGCAGGACAUGACCAAACUGUGUAACCACCGCAGGAAAGUGGUAGCCAUGGCUGCACUGUGUCGGAGUAUGCAGGCCUCACAGCUGCCCUUUUCCAACUUUCAUCAUCCAGAGAUGAGCAGUGGAGUAGACAGUCAUGAUCCAAAGCGAGUACUUGUGGAGCGGGAAGAAGAGGACCAUGGACUUUAUUAUCCCAAACUCCAUCCAGUCCCAGCUCGACCGCACCUCCACCCAAACCCCUGUGCCAGCCCCAAAUCCUCUCACCAAUUUAUUUACCCUUUCAAUGGUUCCCCCCCUGUCCUUCACACGGGAACAAACUCUCAUUAUCCCCUUGAUGCUUUGAGAAGACUUCACCAGCCUCCCCCUAUCCCUGCCUCCUCCUGCAGUCCCUCCAGCUCUGCAUUCCCAGUUUACAGUGCUGCCCAGAGGUCACCUCGCACCCCCACACCUCACAACGUCAGUCAAGGUCAUAGAACCCCUAAAACACCGGAUACUCCAGGGUCUCCUCGAUUAGGGCCCUUCUCUUCACCUCCUCCCUCUUCCCCUGUGACCGUUGGUCGAAAUGAAAGAGGAGCACAGACUCACGCUCAUCAUGCUCACAGUGUCAUUGUGGGAGGUUCCGCUCUUUCUCCGCCCCCCUCCCUCUCUCCCUCUGUCCAUAACGUGAACUGUGUGUCUCCACACCAGCGGUCCCGUCACCCUUCAGCCUCUCCCUCCCCUCUCUCUGACCAGGGAGGAGGCUCAACAGCAGCAGGAACAGGAGGAGGACUGAUGGGAAGUAACUUGUCUCAGAGACGGAAAUCCACCUCUUCCUCUCCACACUCCCCUCUCUCUGGUGGCUCCCCAAACCCCAGCCCCCACUUCGCCAAGUACAAGCUGGAAGACAUCUUGGAGCAGUUUAAGAACUCAGGCAACAGCAGUACAAAUAACCACCACAUUCUUAUCCCUACUAACACCUCCUUACUGACCAACCAAAGCAGUAGCAACCCUAAUGUUGUCUCCUCGAAGCCCUCAAAGAGUACCACAAGUCCAACUCCAAGCUCAGGACCACCAAGUUUUGAGAUGAACUCUGGAGGGCCUUCAAGUUUACCUCUGGGGCAAUUUUUGAACCAUCAGAGCAAACUACCACACCCAGCAUCUUUCCCUGCAAGUAGCCUACUUUCUGCUGCUGCCAAGGCUCAGCUGGCUAACCAGACAACCCAAGGCCAGAGCUCAAAUGUGGCCAGCAACUCUGUGAACUUGCCCUGUUCUCUGGAGGUCUUGAAAGAGGCACAGCAGCAGCCGUCAUCAAAGGUAACAAACAGCACUUUACACAACAGCCACCCUUCCUCCUCCAUCGCUUCUACUAGACAACCCCAUCCUUCCCUUGCAUCAACCUCCUCCGUCCUCAUUCCUUCAUCCCACUCUCUGGCCCAGUCCCUGGCUUCCUCUUUGCCCCACCUGCCUUCUGCAGCAGAGCUCAGUGCAUCGCACAGGAAAAGACAACGGCGAUCUCCAACAGUGCUUAGCGUGUUAAGAGACACCCAGCAGCUAGUUAAUGGACCGCGGAAGACACCACCAGGAGAUGCUGUGUCUGCUACGGCUAUCAACCUGUCCUCCUCUUCCUUCCCCUCCUCCUUGCACUCUUCCUCUACCUCAGCUGUGCAAAACCAGAAUGCUGUCAUGUUAGAAAACCAUCAUCUCCUACCUGGGCAGACACCAAGGCUUCCUGCUCCCCGACAGAUAGCACACCUUUCCAGGCCACCUCGACAAAAUGAGGCUCUGGAUUUCACGACACACCUGACACCCACACCCCUUGGUUUGGAUCCUCCAACCCAGCCUCUGUCUGCUCUUUUACACCUGCUCAGUGUGCAGAACGCACAGGCCACAGCUUCAGCAUCCAACUCUGCUUCAGUUCAGCAAGGAUCUGUAUCUAAUGAAGGAGGUGGACACACUAAUAAACAAAGCCCCGCGCUGUCACCCUCUUCUCCCACUCCUCAUGCUAAUGUCAGGCACAAACAGACUCCGUCACCGUACCGAACCAGUAACACUAAUCCCAUACCCUUGGUGCCACAGCCGCUUUCUCCUUCUUCUCAGUCCAGAUCAGUGCAGUCUCCACCACAUCCUCAGUCUUCUAAAUCUAGUCCGCUGCAGAGACAUUCGCCUACUUCUACAGUGCUGCCCAACUCAAAUUUAGCUUUACACAACAGCACCAGCCCAUCUCAGCACACAUCCUCAACUCCCUCAGACAAACAUCAGCCAACUGAGACUCACAUUCCUACAACAAACUCUGCAUCCCAGGCACCAUUGCAGGAAGCCUUAUCACAGGGCACAGUGGCAAGGGAUAUGGGUAGUAACAGCAUAUCUACAUCAGUGGACCCGAGUCAUUCUCAAGACAGUGUCUCUGUGGCGAUAUCCAGCUCCCCAAAGCCUCUUGAUCUUAGCAACCAUGUGCUGGCCCUUCUCGCAGCAUCUUCCACCUUGCCCCCGGGGGAGGGCUGCUCUUCCGACCGCACCACUGAUGUUGUGAUGUCUUCCCAAGGAAUUCCCACAGCAGGGCCAGAGGAGCCUAGAUGUGUGGACCAGAAAAUUUCCAUAGUGACCAAACUUCCAGCAGCCACCAGCCCCGGUCCCGCUGUCUCCUCUCGUCUUGGGGAUCACAGUCCCCAUACACCUUCAGCUGUAGGCGACUCUACCACUGCCUUACCUCUGGCCGAGGCCUUCCCCUUCAUGAACCAAGAGCAGCUGCUUCAGCUGCUGUCAUCAACAGGAGGUCUACCAUCUCUCCUGGACCCUACAGUCCUGGCUUCAUUGCCCCUAGGGGGGCUGUGGUUGGGAGGGCAACAUGCACCGAUACACCCUGCCAAUGCUACACCACAGAAUCUUGCAGAAUCACAGCAAUCAGAGCAGCAACAGCAGUUACUGAUACAACAAGAGACCCAGCAGCAAAACCAGGAUCAACAACAGAAGCAACAACAAAUAAACAACAAUCCUCUGUUUCCCCUGUUGCCAUUGUUGAGUGGUGCUCAAGGAGAGCUGCCCCUGAACCUUUUGGGCCUGUUGCCUUCCCCAGCCUCAACCCCUACCCCAGGACAGGAAGCUGAUUUAGGGCUGGCGGAAAAACCAAGCCUUCAGGCUCUGCUUAUGGCAUCCUUGUUGCUUGGGCAACAGCAAGCACCGUUGUUACCUCUGUCUGGGCUGGGUCAGUUGAGUCAGGUCAGCUUGGAGGUUCCUCUCCAGCAGCCACAACAGAUCCCCACCACACUGGAGGGCCUCACCCUGGAUAAGACCUCUGGUCUCCUGGAUCCAUCAACCCUGCCGGGCCCAGGGCUCUUGGAGGUCACCCAGGGCCUUCUUUCCAUUCCUCCAGGAGCUGAGGGCUCCAUCCAAGCCCUGCAGUCUCUGCUCCUUCCUGCUGCUCUUCCUCCUCCACCCGCAGCCUUCCUAUCCCUCAGCCCUGCCUUACUCACUGCUGCCCUGAGUUCUGCCGAGCUCCACCCACCUCCUCAAACCCAUUUAGCUCCUGCACAACAAACCCAACAUACCCAACCUCAGGUAUCUACUGAUGCUGGGGUUGACACCCUUAUCCCCCUAACUCUCCAAGGCAAGGACAACCCCAUCCUCCAACAGCUACUGCCCACUUUGCUUAACCCUGCUGUAUUAGGAGAUCUUUCUGCUGUCGCAGGCCUCCAUAACAUGUUGGGAAUUGGAGCAGGUUCCAUCCUCCUACCCCCAGUCCAGACCUCUGCUUUGGGCAUGCCAUUACUGCAGGGUCCUGACGGAGCCAUUAAUUUGCUCAACAACAUACAGUUAAACCUAGCACCACCCUCAGAAGGAGAGAAGCCAGUCUCGUUGCAGGAAACGCAAAGCCCUGCCCCGCAGGAAGACAUUCCAGACAGUCAGAUCACUCCCGAGGUGGUUCCUGCUCCUAGUCCUGCCCCUGCUCCAGCUCCAGCCCCAGCCCCAGCCCCAGCUCCUGCUCCAGCCCCAGCCCCAACCCCAGCCCCUGCCCAAGAGCCCCCACAGCGAGUUUCUGAGGGCAGGUCUGUUAUUGAUCCUUACACCUCUUUCAUGGACACGAUUUAUACCUCCUUCCUUCAAGUUAGUGCUAAAGAGCAAGAAGACAGGGCCCACUUGGGGCCAUCUGACCCCACAUCACCCUUCUGUGCCUUACCGCCGGUUUCUUUCCCUGUGGAGCACCAAACCCCGUCCACCUCUUUCCCAACUCUGCCUCAGGCAAGUGCCCCAGUGUCCCUCAGCCCACGUCGGGCCUGUUCUCUGCGCAAUCCAGACUUAUCGCGACUCAGUCUAGAAGCAGCAGCCCAUUCCCCAGCCCAGGGGACUCCCAAACCCACUGAAGACGGAUCUACACCACCCUUACAAAGGAAACCGGUCAUUGUAGAGGGACAUACUCACCCAGAGCCUCCUCUACCACCUAUAUACUUGGAGGAGGCUAAGACAGACUGCACUGGGCCUGCUGUGGCUAUGUGCCCCUAUGUAGAGGCAGGGGUGGACAGGCAGGUUCAUCUUCCCCAUGGGGGAUACCUCAGUCCCAGGGAUGGAUGCAGUGGGAGACCUAAUGAAGAGACAGCUGGGACAUUGCUGCAUGCUGAACAGGGAAGGGAUCAAGCAGGAACAGCAGGUGGAGCCAGAAGAGGAAGGAAAAGGAAACAAACGCUACAGAAUGUGUUAGAAGACUUUAGAGAUGUGGAUGCUACAGCACUAGAAGAAACCAAGGAUACAACAGCUCUGCUGAAGCCUGAGAGGUCAGUCCGCGGCAGGAGGCGACGAGGCGCCAGGUCUCAGAGGCAGUGAUUGGUGGAGGGAGCUGUAAGUCAGAGCUGUUCACCAAUCAAAGGCGGCCAGAUGCCUCUCUUUCCCCCUCCACCUCUCCACCAUCAUUACCACUGUUUAGACCUUUCUUUUUUUAAAUUCAACUGCACUAAUAUUAUAUCGUUGUCAUGUCAACAAUCGUUAUGGCAACCACUAUGAAAAAACACAAGUAGGAGAGAGAUCUAGUCUGAAAAAUUAAUUUAUAAAAAGUGAAAAAAAAUUGAAGAGAAAUUCUGUGGAUGCUUUUUCACUUAGGUCUUCUCUUAGGUCUAGUUCACAAAAUAAUGGUUGCUUGACAUUGUGAUACGAGAUCUGUUAAUUAUGGUUGGUGUUAGAAUUAUAUCAAUGAGAAAACAAAAAAAACAAACAUGAGUACUGUUUUCUUCUCUUCAGUGUGUAACUGUGAGUCAGGAUAAAGCCCAUCUACUUGAACGAUGCUCUCUGUUGAAAGUUUGUCUGUACGUAUGUGGAUAUGUGUGUGUCUUUUUACGUGUCUGAGCGUGUGUUGGACAACAGUGCUAUUGCUGAGCCCCUUACUGUCCGGCCGUUAAUUGAAUUUAUUUUCAUUUUUGGAAACGAGGCCCCACUUGUAAGAUAAAGGGCUCAUUGCAGAGACACACAUGGGUUGUAUUUCACCAAAAUGUUCUGAAAGGUUUUCAGAGGUGCUGGAAGGAAAUAUAGGAAGGAACAGGCUUGACACCCACCCCCCAUUCAAAGCAUAAAAUAAUCUAUAUAUGGGACAAGCCAAAUAAUGUGCUUUACCUUAUCAGGUUUCUCAUAACUUUUUAUCAUGACACCACAUGUCCUGUGAGAUGUUCUUAAUGGUUUGUACAUCACUAAUAAUUUUAUGAACUGAGAAAAUAUUUUUUGUACAACUUUGUGAAUCAUGUCAUAAUAUGUCAGGCAGAUGAGGAAAAUUAAAUCUGACAACAUCCAGCUUUUGUUUUUUGCAAGGUCCACAACACAUCUCAACACAUUGCAGAUGCUGUGUCAUUUGUAGCUGUUAAUUACGUGUAGCUGUGGUGUGAUGGAGACCUGUUCACCAAACACCCACCCAGGCUUUCAAACCCCUCAGCCAUGAGAUAAGUCUCUGGAAAAAGUAGGGAAUUAUGAAAUUGUUUAUUUGCAGGAAUUCUGAGUUUAUACAAAGUACAGUACAGUAUGUCCUCUUAUUGGUUGAAAGAAUGGCUGCCAUACUUAAAUGCAGAGAGUGACUUAUGUCUUAAUUGGAUCUGUUGAGUCUGUGUGUUACUGUGGAUUUGGAGUAAUUUCCUCCCUCUUCUGUCUCCUCAUAUCACUGUUUGAGCUCUCCACACACUGCCCUGCCCCAAGAGUACUGGCAUCUCUAGCUGUAUUUAAAAAAAAAUAAAAUAAAAUAAAGUGAAAAAGAAAGCAGAUUAUGCAAUUUCUACACUUGGAGAUUUGUACAUAUGUACAGUUAAUGUGUUUUAUUUUGAUUUUAUAUUGUUAGAGAAAGAGACAAGAGAGAAAACAAUGAAUUGUGAAUUUUUCUGGGAAUUGUAAUUAAGUAUUUUUCUCAUUCUACCCCUUGCUUUCAAUACUUAUGUUUAAAAAAGACAAUUAAAUUGUGGACUGUAGCUUUCUUUUUUAUAUGGGAGUCUUUUUUAUUUAAUAUUAAACUUUACAGAAAAUG
This is a messenger RNA of Scatophagus argus, 7608 nucleotides long. It is a transcript of the gene mbd6, whose product is annotated as methyl-CpG binding domain protein 6. Gene Ontology annotation, molecular function: chromatin binding; DNA binding. The coding region runs from base 864 to 5936 and encodes 1690 amino acids. The record is from RefSeq and is a predicted model, not a curated record. Gene Ontology annotation, cellular component: chromocenter; nucleus. The transcript has 13 exons. NCBI's taxonomy places the organism in Eukaryota, Metazoa, Chordata, Actinopteri, Scatophagidae.